This is a messenger RNA of Lagopus leucura (white-tailed ptarmigan), 1257 nucleotides long. RefSeq lists its product as uncharacterized. The transcript has 2 exons. Gene Ontology annotation, molecular function: actin filament binding. Gene Ontology annotation, cellular component: cytosol. Gene Ontology annotation, biological process: cortical actin cytoskeleton organization; cell migration; regulation of cell shape. The record is from RefSeq and is a predicted model, not a curated record. Lineage: Eukaryota; Metazoa; Chordata; Aves; Galliformes; Phasianidae. The coding region runs from base 21 to 872 and encodes 283 amino acids.
GCUCAGUGGGGCUGUUUGCAAUGCAAUGGGGUCGGUGCUGCACUUUGGGGUUGUUUGCAAUGCAAUGGGGUCGGUGCUGCACUUUGGGGCUGUUUGCAAUGCAAUGGGGUCGGUUGCUGCCCGCUGUGUCGGUGCUGCACUUUGGGGCCCGGCUGCAGCUCCGCGCUGCCCGCAGCUUCGACCUGGCGGCGCUGCCGGUGGAUUUCGUGGAGUGCCUGAUGCGCUUCGUGCCCACGGAGGCGGAGGUGAAGGCGCUGCGGCAGUUUGAGCGCGAGCGGCGCGCGCCGGAUGAGCUGUCGGCCGAGGAUCGCUUCAUGCUGCACUUCAGCAAGGUGGAGCGGCUGCCGCAGCGCAUGGCUGUCAUGGCCUUCCUGGGGAACUUCGCCGACAGCCUGCAGAUGCUGACGCCGGUGCGCGGGGGGCUGGGCUGCAAAGGGGCCUCGAGCCCAGGGCUGCCUGCAGCUCAGUGCUGCGCUGUGCUCUGCGCUGCUGUGCGUCCUCAUCGCUGCUGGGCAUCUUCAUCAUCAUUGCUGUGCAUCUCCAUCAUUGCUUUGCAUCACCAUCACUGCUGUGCAUCUCCUUCAUUGCUGUGCAUCUCCAUCACUGCUGUGCAUCUCCAUCACUGCUGUGCAUCUCCAUCAUUGCUGUGCAUCUCCAUCAUCAUUGUUUUGCAUCUCCUUCCUCGUUGCUUUGCAUCUCCAUUUGCAUCUCCAUCAUUGCUGUGCAUCCUCACCAUUGCUUUGCAUCCUCCUCAUGCCUUGCUUUGCAUCUUCAUCAUGCCUUGCUUUGCAUCCUCCUCCUCAUUGCUUUGCACGCCUUGCUUUGCAUCUUCCUCAUGCAUUACUUCAUGUGCAUGCCUUGUUUUGCAUUGACGCCUUGCUUUGCAUCGUGCACGGCUUCGUGCUGCCCUCAUGCAUUGCUUUGUGUUCAUGCCUUGCUUUGCAUCGUCUUCACGUCUUGCUUUGCAUGCAUGCCUUGAUCUGCAUCAUCCUCACGCCUUUACCUGCAUUUUGAGCACACUCUGCUUUGCUACUCUGCAUGCAUUGAUUUGCAUGUGCCUCAUGCAUGCCUUGUUGCACGCCUUGCUUUGCACACUUCUGCAGCACACCUUGCACCAAUGCUCACCUUAUCCUGCAUGCUUUGUUUGCAGGCUCCUUGUGCAUCACCUGCUCUCCAUCCUGACCCAUUGCUCUGCAUUCUGACCCACUGCUCUCCAUCCUGACCCACUGCUCUGCAUUCUGACCCACUGCUCUGCAU